Momordica charantia (bitter melon) is the source of this 3563-nucleotide messenger RNA. The record is from RefSeq and is a predicted model, not a curated record. Lineage: Eukaryota; Viridiplantae; Streptophyta; Magnoliopsida; Cucurbitales; Cucurbitaceae.
AGCAGAGUUUUCGCGCCUUUUGUUUGUUUGUUUGAACUAAAAACUUCUACGAACCUCAAUCUUAUUCUCAUUCCAUUCAUUCAGUUCUGAAGGUUUAAAUUUGAAUCGAGUUCUUCCCUCUGAAAGUGCUCCGAAGGCGGCAGUAGCCGAGAAGAAGGCGCCAUCAUCAAUCAUUCAUUAGAGAUUAGACUUGAACCAAAAGCAGUCUCAACAAUUGGGCAAUUCUAACUGGAAGCGAUCUUCAGACUGAGAAUGAUUUUGACUUGACUUGCAGUUUGCAGUCUUGUCGUUAGAGUUGUAGUCUGCAGCAGGCUGAGACAAACUCAUUAGCUUUUGUGGCUAAAUGGUAAUUUAAUUUCUAUGAAACCAUAUAGAACGAGUUUAGUUCGAAACCUUGUUCUGAGAAGCUCUCAAGCUCCAAAGCCAGCCAUCAAUGGCGAUCAUGUUAUUGAUGCCCACAUCGUCAAAACUGGGUUCAAUGCCAAUACAUGCCGCUCUAACUUCCAGGUCAACAACUUUCUUCAGAGUGGAGACCUUUUCCACGCACAUCAAGUAUUUGAUCAAAUGCCUUGCAAGAACACGAUCUCUCUGAAUGUGAUGAUUUCUGGUUUCCUUAAGUUUGGGAACUUAUCUAAAGCUAGAGAGUUGUUUGAUGGCAUGGUUGAACGUACGGCAGUGUCAUGGACAAUUUUAAUUGGUGGAUAUUUACAAUCUAACCAAUCUAAAGAAGCAUGUAGGCUUUAUGCUGAUAUGAGAAGGGGAGGGACAGAACCAGAUUAUGUGACUCUAGUGACCUUGUUAUCAGGCUGUGGUGAAUUGGAAACUAAGAAUGUAAUUGUUCAAAUCCAUACCCAUGUCAUUAAACUAGGAUACGAAUGCAACCUCACGGUUUGCAACUCCUUGGUUGAUGCUUAUUGCAAAACCCAUUGCUUAUAUUUAGCUGGCCAGCUCUUCAAGCAAAUGUUAAACAAAGACACAGUGACCUUCAACGCAUUAAUGACAGGUUACUCAAAUGAGGGAUUGAGUGAAGAAGCGAUUAAGCUCUUUGUUGAGCUGCAGAAUACUGAAAUUAAGCCUUCAGAAUUUACGUUUGCAGCUCUCCUCUGUGCUGCUGUUGGUCUAGAUGACACAAGUUUUGGAAAACAAGUUCAUGGUCUUGUUCUCAAGGUCAACUUUGUGUGGAACGUGUUUGUGGGAAAUGCAUUACUAGAUUACUACUCAAAGCACAACCGAGUGGAUGAGGCAAGGAAGCUUUUUGAUGAGAUGCCGGAGUUGGAUGGAGUAUCGUAUAAUGUUGUCAUCACAGGCUAUGCUUGGAAUGGGCAAUUCAAAGAAUCUUUUGAUCUCUUCAGCCAAUUACAGUUAGCAAGAUUUGACCGGAGACAAUUCCCUUUUGCAACACUAUUAAGCAUAGCUGCAAAUAAUCUUAAUUUGAAAAUGGGUCAGCAAAUACAUUGUCAGGCAAUUGCAGUUGGAGCAAAUUUUGAACCUGUGGUGGAAAAUGCUUUGGUUGAUAUGUAUGCCAAAUGUGAGAGAUAUGAGAAAGCUCAGAAGAUAUUUGAAAAUAUUGCCUGCAAAAGUACCGUUCCGUGGACUGCAAUGAUCUCAGCUUACGUUCAGAAGGGACGACAUGAAGAAGGAAUAAAGUUAUUCAAUGAUAUGCGUAGAACUGGUGUGUCUGCUGAUCAGGCAACUUUUGCUAGUAUCUUAAGAGCAUGUGCAAAUCUGGCUUCAAUUGGUUUGGGAAAGCAACUGCAUUCAUUGCUAAUUCGAUCGGGAUUCAUGUCCAAUGUAUAUUCCGGAAGCGCAUUGCUAGAUACAUAUGCAAAAUGUGGUUGCAUGACAGAUGCGAUAAAAUCUUUUGGGGAGAUGCCUGAGAGGAAUUCUGUCUCUUGGAAUGCUUUAAUCUCAGCUUAUGCUCAGAAUGGGAAUGUUGAAGGCACCCUUGAUUCAUUUCAGCAGAUGACUCAGUCAGGAUAUAAGCCAGAUUCUGUUAGCUUUCUCAGCAUUCUGUCAGCUUGCAGUCACUGUGGUUUUGUUGAAGAAGCUCUUUGGCACUUCAACUCCAUGACUCAAAUUUAUGAAGUCACUCCAAAGCGAGAACACUAUGCAUCGAUGGUUGAUGUAUUGUGUCGAAGUGGAAGAUUUAAUGAAGCUGAGAAGUUGAUGGCCCAAAUGCCAUUUGAGCCUGAUGAGAUUAUGUGGUCGUCAGUAUUAAACUCAUGCAGAAUUCAUAAGAAUCAUGAGUUGGCUAAGAAAGCAGCGGAUCAGCUUUUUAAUAUGGAAGAGCUUCGAGAUGCUGGUCCUUAUAUCAACAUGUCUAACAUUUAUGCUGUAGCUGGUCAGUGGGAUAAUGUUGCAAAGGUCAAGAAGGCGAUGAGGGACCGAGGGGUUAGAAAGGUCCCAGCCUACAGUUGGGUUGAAAUCAAACAUCAGACUCAUGUAUUCUCGGCAAAUGAUAAAUCCCAUCCCCAGAUGAAGAAUAUUUUGAGAAAGAUUGAUGCAUUGGCGAAGCAGAUGGAGAAGAAAGGAUAUAAGCCAGACACGAGUUGUGCCCUACACGAUGUGGAUGAGGAUGUUAAGAUUGAGUCUCUUAAAUACCACAGUGAACGCUUAGCAAUUGCAUUUGCUCUAAUCAACACACCAGAUGGGUGGCCAAUAGUGGUAAUGAAAAACUUGAGAGCUUGUACAGACUGUCAUGCUGCAAUCAAGGUGAUCUCAAAGAUUGUUGGAAGGGAAAUUACUGUUAGAGAUUCAAGUAGGUUUCAUCAUUUUAAAGAUGGCACUUGCUCCUGUGGGGACUAUUGGUGAACCACAGAAUCUCUAUAUGAGCAGUCUAGAUAGUCAUCAAAACAAUCAAUGCACGCAAUCAUAUUACCGAGAUAAACUUAGAAUUGCUUGUCCAUGUUACUUCUAUCUCUCGUGGCUCGUGAAGUACUUGGUUGUCUAUUGUGAUAGCACAAUAUGCUUACUGUUUUAGGAGCCCAAGAUAGAAAGAGUGCCGAAUGAGUUACAAAAGUGGAAUGAAUCCCAAAGGGGAACACUUUCCCUCUUUCAAGUGGUGUUAUUCAAUCUUCCCACUUGUUAUGUUCCAGCCUUUAAAGCCCUGUUGAAGUGACUAAGUUCAUUGAGAAGAUCUUGAGGGAAUUUCUUUUGUGAAGGUCCUUAAAUGGAAGGUAGUUGUCAUUUAGUGAAUUGGAAGGUGGUACUCUUCCUAUUCUCUUGGUGGGUCUUGGAAUCAGUAACAUUGCUAGGAGGUCGAUGCCAGACGAAAUUAUUGCAGUGGUUUUCAUUGGAAGGCAACACAUUUUAGCUUAAGAUUAUCUGUAGUAAUUAUGGCAAAGAUCCCUUCAGGUGGUUCGUGUCUUAAUGUUAUUAUGGCAACUGUAAAAGCCUGUGGAUUAAUAUAGCUAAAUACACAGAGUUGGUUAAAGGAGAGGCUGAUAUAUAAAAGGGGUAAUGGUUCCAGGGUGAGGUUUUCAACUUUUCAGAGGACCCCUUUGGUGGAGAAGACUCCUAUACCCGUGUAUCCCAUCUAUCAAUGCAAUUGCUAAAAGUAAAAA